GCACCGUACUUAUAAUAUUUAUAUAUAUAAUAACCGAUUCUGAUUCUGAUUGCAGCAAGCAGACGCAUCUUUUCUCACCGGUGAGCCGACAACAAAUCAGUGACGAUAACUCUCCCGACCCUGGUUUAUGAUUGGCUAAACGUGCACCGGGGACGUUCCAUCUGAAAAUGGGAAGCGUGCGCGCGCACACAUGUUUACACUUGUAGGUUACGUCUCCACUGUGCAUCGAGCCAAGAAGACGAAACAACAACAGCAGCAUUACAAAAGGCCACUUGGUCGGUGUAACCGAACCUCUACCGAGAGGACACGCUCACGACUCCCAAAGGCAUCCGGUGCAGGAGGUGGAGGUGGAGAUGUGGCUCAUUGGUGUGACUACUGAGGAGUGUGACAGCGUCUCAAAGGGCUCCUGAAACAACGCUUUGUGUGUGGAGACGGACGGGGCGGCAUCUUCCAACACCUACGUCCUCACAGAUGUAGGCUUCGCAGUGCAGGAUGGGUCUACCUGUGGACGGUCCAGGCGGAGAUGAAGAGGCACAUAACCAUGAGCAGCAGGGAGAGGGAGAGGGAGAGGGCGAGGGCGGAGGAAGCCCAGCUGAAGCCUCCACUUGCACCCCGCCGCCCAUCAACAACAAGAAGAGGAAGAAAAGCAAGAGGAGACUGUGGAUCAACCUCACCAACUGCAAAUAUGAAAGUGUGCGCCGCGCCGCGCGCAGGUACAGCCUCAGGGAGAUGAUGGAGGGCGACGACUGGACUCUUUUCUGGACCGACUGCUCCGUGUCUCUGGAGCGCGUGAAGGACAUGAAGCGUUACCAGAAAAUAAACCACUUCCCGGGGAUGAGUGAGAUCUGCCGCAAAGAUUUACUGGCGAGGAACAUGAACCGCAUGGUCAAGCUUUUCCCUAAAGACUACAACAUCUUCCCCCGAACGUGGUGCCUUCCUGCAGAUUACAGUGACUUCCAAGCCUACACCAGGGCCAAAAAAAGCAAGACGUACAUCUGUAAGCCGGAUACCGGCUGCCAAGGCAAAGGCAUCGUCAUCUCCAGGUCCAGUAAAGACAUUCAACCUGGAGAGCACAUGAUCUGCCAGGUUUACAUCUCCAGGCCUUUUAUAAUCGACGGAUACAAGUUUGACUUGCGUAUCUACGUGCUGGUGACGUCGUGCGACCCGCUCAGCAUUUUCAUGUUCAAGGAGGGACUGGCUCGCUUCUGCACCACCAAGUACAACGAGCCGACACACGGCAAUGUGGAGGACAUGUGCAUGCACCUCACCAACUACUCCAUCAACAAGAACAGCGAGAACUUUAUCCGUGACGAAGACACCGGCAGCAAGCGAAAGCUGUCCACCCUAAACAAGCUCCUGGAGUCCAUCAGCUGCAACACAGACGAGAUGUGGAGUGACAUCGAGGACGUGAUCAUAAAGACUCUGGUCUCCGCUCACCCGAUCCUCAAGCACAAUUACCACACCUGCUUCCCGAACCACACCACGGGCAGCGCCUGCUUCGAGAUCCUGGGCUUCGAUGUGCUGCUGGACCACCGGCUCAGACCCUGGGUGCUGGAGGUGAAUCACUCCCCCAGCUUCACCACCGACUCGCAGCUGGACCGCGAGGUGAAGGACGCGCUGCUGUACGACACCCUGGUUCUCAUCAACCUGGGCGCCUGCGACCGCCGCAAGAUCACCAAGGAGGAGAAACGCAGGGUGAAGGACCGGCUGCAGCAAAACAUCACCAGAGAGGCCAGGACGGAGGAGCAGCGUCAGUGCCAGGCCGCUACGCUGGAGCAGAUGGAGCGGUACGAGGCCAAACACCUGGGAGGCUUCCGGAGGAUCUACCCCAGGGAGGGCGGGGACAAAUACGACAAAUACUUCAAACACAGCGGCUCGCUCUUCCAGGAGACGGCGGCCUCCAAGGCCAGAGAGGAGUGUGCCAGGCAUCAACUGCAGGAGCUGCGUCUGAAGCAGGAGCAGAAGGAGAGAGAGCAGAGGGGAGGCCGGAGGAGAGACCUGCAGGGGGAGACGGCGGGGGAGAGAGUCAAACCCCGAGGAGCACCGACACAACCCCCCAACCUGGACUGUGACGCGCUCCCUCCGUCCAGCGUGUCGCCGGCUCCCAACGCUGCAGAGACCCUAGAGGAGAAGCAGCAGCAGCAGCUGGAGGAGGAGGAGGAAGAGAAGGAUGAGAAGGAGGAGGUGGUGGUGGAGGCAGACGAGGAGGAGGAGGAGCAGGAGCGUGUCGCCGCGCUGCUCCAGAGGAAGAAACUCCUGCAGGAUCUCGGGCUGGUGGACCAGAUCCACCAGCUGCUGCAGGGCCUGACAGGCGGAGGGGGGGUCCCGCAGGAGGCCUGCACCCAGCAGAGUAGACCGGCUCAUCAGAGGAGACAGACGAAGUUCCAGCUGGACUCUUUGACUUCGUCGUUCUCCCAAAGAGCAAAGCAACCGCCGACCUUUCACAUGUUACAGCAGCACAUCCAGUCUCAGGUGGCUCAGCAGCGCCUGCAGAGGCCCCCGACGGACCCGAGGAGCCUGAACCCGCCGGAGCCCAAGAGCCACGUCGCCCAGCGGAACCACUGGCCAGGUAAACGCAUCUCUGCACUCACCUCAGCCGCGCGGGACACGACGGGCAGGAGUCCGGCAGGACGGCCCGGCCCGGCCCAGCGUCCUCAACCCGGUGCCCAGAGGAGGCCUGCGCUGCGCCUGCUGGCCCCACGACCCCGCGGCCCUGGAGGGCCUGCUCGUUAUCUCCACUCCGGCCCCUCUGGUCAGGAGGACUGGCUUCUCUCACAUCGUCCGCAAUUCGUCCCCCCGAGCCCCCCGAGCCCCCCGAGCUCCCCAGCAGCAGCCCGGUAAAGGCCAGUGAGGAGCCGGCUUCACACCAGAGGAGGCACCCAGGAGGGCUGGAGGUAGAGAGGCUUUGAGCUGCGAACAUAAAGGAAACACACUGUGCCUUGAUGAAUCUCGUUCAGUAGGUUUUAUACCGGGACUCCUGCAGUUUCUCAUGCUUGCCACUUUAAAACCUUGCAACACUGCAGGAAAACCACAUUAUGGUUGUUUGUGCUCACAUGUGUGUCACGUUUUGCUCCGCAGGGAUGAGUCAUCUCAAACCAACCUCAGUGCCAAAAUAAAAGCAGACGAGUCUUGUUUAACACCUCAUGGUGUGUGUGAUCCAGUUGCUCAGAAGGAAAUCUAAUAAACUCACUGAUGUGAAAUCCAGUAUUAGUUAAGAUUGACCCCCUAUUUUUGAAGAGAAGUGGAAAAUAAAGGCAUUCUGCCUCUUUUCUCAUUUGAUUCAAGGUUUGAAAAUGUUUAGGUUGUUUUGCACUAAAUAAUUAAUUAAUAUAUAUAUAUAUAUAUUUUUUAAAGAUGUAAUUUAGUUUAACUUAUUAUUGCAUAAUGGUUUUUUUAUUCCAUUUGUCAAGAAAAGAGAUUACAGGGAUUUUUAUUAUUAUUAUGCAAUGCUUGCAUUUAGAAUACAUAUUAUGAUUUUUUUAUGGGUUGAGAAUUUUGUUGUUUUUCUUAUUUAAUUCAAUUUUCCUGCAGAGUGAAUAAUUAUUGUUCGACAAUAAGUUCGCUGGUGGUUUGUGUUUCAUUUUUUAUCUUUUCGGUGAGAGUUAAAGAGGCCAUAAAGUUGUACAGCAUCUCUGCA
Messenger RNA from Pseudoliparis swirei, 3637 nucleotides. It is a transcript of the gene ttll6, whose product is annotated as tubulin tyrosine ligase-like family, member 6. Bases 493 to 2841 code for a protein of 782 amino acids. Gene Ontology annotation, biological process: microtubule cytoskeleton organization; protein polyglutamylation. Gene Ontology annotation, cellular component: cilium. NCBI's taxonomy places the organism in Eukaryota, Metazoa, Chordata, Actinopteri, Perciformes, Liparidae. The record is from RefSeq and is a predicted model, not a curated record. Gene Ontology annotation, molecular function: tubulin binding; tubulin-glutamic acid ligase activity. The transcript is spliced from 17 exons.